Messenger RNA from Penaeus indicus, 1602 nucleotides. RefSeq lists its product as uncharacterized. Lineage: Eukaryota; Metazoa; Arthropoda; Malacostraca; Decapoda; Penaeidae. Gene Ontology annotation, cellular component: cytoplasm. The coding region runs from base 1 to 1602 and encodes 533 amino acids. The transcript has 12 exons. Gene Ontology annotation, molecular function: glycosyltransferase activity. The record is from RefSeq and is a predicted model, not a curated record.
AUGCUGGCAGACCUGUCAUCUUGGAUUAUGGGUCAUCCUACUAAUACAAGAGUGCGUCAUGUGGGUAAAUCUGCAAAGAUCUACUUUCAAACGUUAACAGAGGCUGGUGUGAUCUUCUACCAUCUCCUAUUGAGUAAGUCUGAGAAUGGGAUUGGUUCCAAUAAGAUGUGUUUUGUCCUGAGGGUUAAAGUCAGCCUUUAUAAAAUUUCAAGAGAUCCUCAAUAUAAUCUUGACACACGUUCAAAAUACGGCAAUUUCAAUAUGAAUGGGAAAAAAAUCCCUAUUAAAAUCCGAUUAAUAUCUACAGUAAACGAUAACAACAUUGAAUGGCACAAUAUAUAUUACCAGUCGCUGAAAGUCUCCGAAAACACCACUUACCUCCUCUAUUCAGCCUUCCUGGAUAAUCGUAUCUCCACCGACACACGCCCCUGUAUCAGGAUCUUAGCCUACAGCAAAGACACAGAUCCGGCCACUCCUUGGUGCUAUAUUUGGUUCAACUCUACGGGUCCGCCCGCCGUCUCUCGAGUUAUAAGACUAGAUUACGUAGACUACGUAGCUAGAUCACAGUCCCGCCAGAUGGUGUUCAUUCUCACUUGUCGAAUUCCGAAGAAUGAUUUCCACCUUGAGCCCUUGGCCGUGUCACUCGUCCGUCGGCCGUGCGAGAGAGCGCUCACUUUGCUGCAGGUUGUAGGAUCCAUGGAACGUGACAAUUCAACCGCCAUCGCUAAGAAAGAUUCAGAUCGAAGGAACAAUAGACCACCUAUAUGGAACGUGGCAGUGUGUGGCCCAGCUCUCUUCUACUACCACCAGGACAUCUCGGUGCGUCUGGUCGAGUGGCUGGAGAUGCUUAGGGCUUCGGGCUUCGCAAAGGUCUUCCUGUCCGAGACCGACGUCCACCCCAACAUACAGAAGGUUCUACAGUACUACAUACAGGAAGGCUUUGUAAGCGUGACGAAAUUCACGUAUCCAGAACCAUAUGUGAACGAACCCAACACCCGCAGGUUAUGGACCAUGUUGAAGCGAAGUGAGAUGUUUACCAUGGAAAAUAUGUACUUCACCGACUGCGUCCUCCGCCAUAUGCACGAGUACCGCUUCAUCGCCCACUUCGACCCGGACGAAAUGCCCAUCUUACCCUGGAACGAGUCUUUCCCUCAUUGGGUCGCCGAUAAGACAUUCAGGCGUGCUGUUACCUCAGGAAAGGAGAUGGGCCAGUGGGAAUCGCUUCACCUGCCUUGGUACUAUCACAACGACGAUCUGGAAACGUCAAACGCGUCUCUUCCAAAAUACAUGUGGAUGUUGCGCCACUCUCGACGAUCCCUGAAGGGACUUCAGUUUAAUGUCGGAAGGGCUAAGCCUGUGUUUAAUAUGGAUGUGGCCUUGGGUGUCAAUUCUCAUAUGUUGAUCGCCUGUGGAUGUGGAUACUGCCGUGGACAAAGCUUCUUCAUCCCGCGAAAGGAAGCUUAUGUAGCUCACUUCAAGCUGACUUGUGGUGAAGAUUGCAAGCCAGCCAACGCCACGGAGGAAGAACCAGCUCUCCUAAGACACAAGGCAAAGGUCAUUCCUGCAGUUACACAAGUGUUACAAAAACUCCAGCUGAUUUGA